Molecule: messenger RNA, 5469 nt
Organism: Penaeus vannamei (Pacific white shrimp)
Lineage: Eukaryota; Metazoa; Arthropoda; Malacostraca; Decapoda; Penaeidae
Source: RefSeq, a predicted model, not a curated record
AUGUAUGCUGAGAUCCGGCUAGCUGUACCACCAUGCUGGUUUCUGACCAGUUUCAUUUUCUUCCCACCAGGUGCCUUAGACGAAGAUGAGAGUGAAGGUGAAGGGGGUGAUUCUGGGUCCACUAUUGUAACUCCAGCUGGUGAGGUCCUCAACUCAGGGGAGCGCCAUCAACUUCGGCACCGCGAGCUCUUCCUUUCCCGACAGAUAGAAACCCUCCCUGCCACGCACAUAAGGGGCAAGUGCACAGUCACGUUACUCAACGAGACAGAGUUGCUCUUGGCCUAUCUCAAUAAAGAGGAUACUUUCUUCUACUCUCUUGUAUAUGACCCUCAGCAAAAGACAUUGUUAGCAGAUAAAGGUGAAAUUAGAGUUGGUUCAAGAUUUCAAGCAGAUAUUACAAACCUAUUAAAAGAAGGAGAAAGUGAUGGUCGUAAUAUGGAAGAAUUAGAAAGUCUGGUCUGGACCCCAUACCAUGGUUUAACAGACCGCCAAAUAGACCAGUUCUUAGUGAUGUCACGGUCAGUAGGGACUUUUGCCAGAGCCUUAGACUGCUCUUCAUCAGUCAAGCAGCCAUCACUGCAUAUGAGUGCGGCAGCUGCAUCGAGAGACGUCACAUUAUUCCAUGCCAUGGACACUUUACACAAGCACAACUAUGACAUCAGCAAAGCAUUAUGUUCCCUAAUACCUGCCACGGGGCCUGUCCUCUGUCGAGAUGAGAUGGAAGAGUGGUCAGCCUCUGAGGCAAACCUGUUUGAGGAAGCCCUUGAAAAGUAUGGCAAGGACUUCAAUGACAUCAGACAAGAUUUUCUGCCUUGGAAAACUCUAAAGAAUAUAAUAGAGUACUACUAUAUGUGGAAAACAACAGAUAGAUAUGUACAGCAGAAAAGAGUGAAGGCUGUUGAGGCAGAGUCCAAACUAAAGCAGGUUUACAUUCCUAACUAUAACAAGCCAAAUCCAGCAGCCCUCUCCAAUGGUAAAACAUCGAUGGUGAAUGGAAACGGAACUGAUGUGUCUGUAUCUGGCAAGGCCUGCGAGUCCUGUCACACAACAAGCAGCAGUCAGUGGUAUGCCUGGGGCCCAUCUCACCUCCAGUGCCGACUAUGUAACUCGUGCUGGCAAUACUGGAAGAAGUUCGGAGGCCUAAAGCUUCCCUCCCGCAUAGGCAGAGAAGAAGCUGAUAUUGACAGUGAAAGUGGAAGAAAAAGUGCUGAUAUUUUUGGGGAAGAACGACUGCACAGUGGCAGUCGUUCACAGCGGUGUAAUGUAGGUGGGUGUGGACGAGAGUACAAGACACGAUCGCAGUUAAUUCGCCACGCUGCCCAAGCACAUGGAGUGGCACUCCGAGCUGGCUCCCCAAGACCCAUCAUGAAAACUCGGGCAGCCAUCAUGGUACACACUAGCCUUCCCAUUCGUGUAAUGCGUCGCCUUUGUCAAGACAUCAUCCAACCAAGGAAAGCUUGUCGCAAUCCAACUUGGCCCAUCAAUGCAGCAAAUAUUCGACAAGAGAGUCUCCAGCGGAUGGGUGGGAAAUCCUUUGAAGAUUUUGCGUACCUGGUUAAGAGGGGGACGGGGCGGCGACGAGGGAGAGUGUCUCACGUGUCUAUCCGCUUAGGCCAAAAGGACCUGGCUUGCCCCGCUUGGAUGCUCCCCACGGACAAGUUGCUCCUCCCAAAACAACCUCACAUAGCAUUCCCAAAACCUCCCAAGGGACCAGAUGGCAGUCUGAUAUACACACCAGUACCCAACAGAGAGCUUCCUGUUGUCAAUAACACCUCACCAACUUUGCUAAAGCGAAGGGCCUACGAGGAGAUCAAUGGAAUGGACGAGGGCGAAUUGGAAGAAGGACUCCAGCCACCAAAGCGGUUAAAGGAGAUGGAGGCACUGGACUCCUUGCGCCUGAACCAGCUGGGGGUGAACCCACCCCCGGGCUUGACGGUCACACCGGUGGGGGUGAACGGGAGUCCAGGCUUGACUCCGCCAGUGGUCCCGACGCCUCCACCCCUGAUGGCGGGGGUCCCCAACCUGGGCACCCCGAACACCCCUGGGCGGGCCAAGAUAGCAACAGUGUCGAGGGUGGGAGGCCGCCCCCGGAUCAUCUCUUGGAUGGAUGCCCCUGAUGAUGUGUACUUCUACGCCACAGAGUCUACCAAAAAAUUGCGUAGAAGUUUAACUACGAACGACCUGAAGCGGGCAGCCCGAAGACCCUGGAAGAAGAUCGUAGAGAAGGAGCCAUCGCCAUCCACCCCAACCCCCACAACCACACCAACCCCCACCCCCACGCCAACCCCCAUCACCCCCUUCACACAUCUUACGAGCGACUGAUCCAGCCAGGACGAGGACACAACCCCGCCCCAACCCAAACCCUCUGCGCCGAUGAGCUAAGAGAACGACAACACAUUCCCUGCUGGAGUGCGCGUGGGAUUCCUCUAUGGACGUCCCCCCCAAAAGUGGCUUGUUUUCAAUGACCGUGUGCCCCAACAGUGACUUGAGCGUGUUUGUGUGUGCAAGCCGGACACCCAAAGCAGCAUGUCGGACUGCUGCCGUUUUGGCUUGAUAGGCAAAGUGUUGUUGUGGAGGACUUUUUAAUUCCAGGAGAGGACGGCCAGACUCUCUCUUCUCUCUCUCUCUCUCUCUCACACCCCAAAUGUGCGUUAGAAUCCAGUACGUACCGUUAACAGAAACUGAGUGGCACAGUGGUGGUCCCCCCAAGCCAGUGUUACCACCCAGAUAGGGGACUAGGAGCACUGCCUGUAACUGGAUACCAAUUAUUAUUUCAAAAGCCUUUUUUAGGGCCAAAUGAUUUAUCUUCAUUAAAUAAAAUGUUUAUUAAUUGACCCGAGGAGUUUGGAGUUUGCUACAAUUACCUUUAUAUUCCUUGAGCCUCGGGGGUAAAGCAACAAGGAAGUCUUGAAGACGGAAGAAUCAAAGUUCAAAACCUCUUAAUGCUAAGUGAGAGGAAUUUUGUGUGAGUGAAGCUUAAAACACAGAGAGGGCUUGUGCAAGCUGGUUGAUCUGCAGACUAGUUCCAUAGGGUGACUCUUGUGUAGUUAUGGUGUGAAUCUGUGAGGAGUACCUGAGGAGAAGCAACAUCCAAGAUGGGGCUUUUCUAAUGAUCUGAUCUGACAGGAUUAAUGAGGUAACGGAUGAUGAUAAGAAUGAUGAAGAACAUUGUUAUAGAAGUACUGUGGAAUUCCCAAGAUUGUUAAAAAAAAAAGAGGGUUGGUUUGUAUGAGUGAUGAGUGAUUAAUCCAUUAUUGACAAAAGUAAUUGUAAAAAUAUACAAAAACAAACAAACAAAAAAUAAAAUGACAAGAAGAGAUGCUGUGAGUAGGAAGGAGAUGGAAUGGAUAUAGGUUGGCACUCAAGGUGCCAGAUGUUCCCUGGAACCACCACCCAAAGUUCAAAGUGAAAGAUAAGAAUAACUUCAACCACCACCCAUACUAUUUUUUAUUCAGACUCUUUUGUGUACAUAUGGUUGCCGCAUGUUCAUCAUGAAAUUUUCAGUGAUUCGUAGUGAUAUUAGUGAUAACCUGUGUAAUUUGUAUUUUGUCCAGUUGAACAAUUACUGCACCAGUAUCAUUUUUUUUUUUUUCUUUCUCUGUCUCUAUCUCUCUCUCUUUUAUUUAUUUACUUUUUUACAAUAAUUUGACUGGGUAUGAAACUUCCACCAAUGCUGUGUCAUGAUCACAUGCAACAUGCACCCCCAGGUUCCAGAAAUGACCCUUUGACAGCUGCAAUUUGCAAAGCAAGACAGCAAAAUGGAUGCGCACUGGCAGGGAAGAAAUAAAAGUGUGCUGCCGAGGGUCAGUCAAGCGUCUCCAUUACAAUCCAUCUUUUUACUGUAGUCUGUACUUCCAGUGUCCCCCCAGCCGCCCCCUCAAUCCAGCACACCUCAGUUCCAGGAUUUACUGCCAUUAUUUUUUUUCCACUCACUUUCUCACCUUUAAUCUCUUGUUUCAGUGAUUUGAUCCUUACUCAUAAUUUCUGUAUUAUUUAGCUUUUUUUUUCUUUGAUUUAAAGUUAUUUAUUAUGUUUCUGCAACCUAAAUCAGACUUAAAAUAAUUUACUUGUUAAGCAGAGAUUGUAAUUUAUAAUUUUUCUUUCACUGAUGUUUAACUUUCCUCUCUCUUUUUUUCUUUCUUUUUUCUUUUUUUUCUUUUUUUUCUCUUUCUUUCUUUCUUUCUUUUUCUCUCUUCCUUUUUUCAUCUGUGAUGGUAUGGAAUUUGUUAUUGGUCAGCCAGGACAUUGAGAAUCCCUUGUCUUUGGGAAAUGUAAUGUCAAUUGACAUAGGGAUGAAUAUCACUUCAACAUUAUUCUACAUUUUUGUUUGUUUUAUUUUUUAUUUUUUUACUUGUUGGAUAUGAUAAUUACAUUUCUAUGUCCUGCUAUGGGUUUACAUGCUGCUAUAUUCCAAGGUAUUUGUUUUAAACACAGUAAAUGACGAAUUACUUCUCGUACAAUGACUUUAAAUAUUUACUCUAGUCUACAAUUGCAUAAUUUACUUUUCUAGAGUAGGAAUCUCGACAAAUUCAAGUGACGAUAGGUAUUUUUAUAGUAAAUGUAAAUCCCGAUAAAGUGUAUAGCAGCUGUGGUGCCCAUACCUGUCCUAAAAAUUUAUCCUUCGAUGGGUCAUGUAUGAUACAGAGACCCAAACCUCAAAUCUGAAGAGGAGGAGUUGUGAUGGAUGGAAUUAACAAAGAAAUAAAAGAAAUGAAAACAACCAGAGACACUGUCAUUAAUUUUGUAUUAAUAAGAUAAUUAUUUCUGUUCUGUACUUAGUUCAUUCAUUCAUUCAGCCCUCUACAAUACAUAGAUAGACUUUGUAAUACUUGUUUUUUCUUUAAAUUCCUUUUUAAGUAUAAGAGAAUGUUCUAAGGAGGAUGUAAAGUGUUGUCACACAAAAUCAUGAGCAAUGGUACUUAUGAAAUUUAAUCUUGUAACAUCAGUGACCAUCAGUUAUUUUGAUAUCAUACAAUUUAUUAUAGUGUGCUUUUGCGUAUAUGUCUAAAUGAUGAGCAUGAAAGGUAAAACCAUAUUUGAAGAACAUUGUUUUGGUCUUAAUGGUAUCUAUUGGAUGUUUGUUAAGUUUGAAAUGACCUUCCAUUACUCAGGGGUAUGUCCAAGCCCAAAAUAAUAUUAACAUUCAGGUAUGUCACACAAGAUGAAACAUCGGGAACCUGGUGAGGAAUUAGGGAAUAUGUCUCAAACAAAGCACCAUAACUUCAAUUGCAUAUUCCCUCAAGUUCAGAAACUAUUCAUAGCACUGUUAAAGAAAUUGUAAUAAUGUUAUGAUGAUCAUUAUAGCAUUGAAUCAUGACCCUAUACAACUUUACAAGGUUUAUUGUAAUAAAUGUAAUAAGCUGCACUGCCUUCAGUGAACAUAGCUGGUAUUGCUUCAUUCUUGUGAGCCUGAGAGGGGCACAAUUGGAGCUGGCAUAUUGUACAAAACAGAGAUAAAAAGGAAAUCUG